AGGACGGUAGAAGUCGUGGUUUGUGCGCGGCCAGGCGCUGGAGCCUCCGCUGCCGGGAGCAGUAAGUGUGUGACGUCGGGGUAGAAGGGAGUGACCCAAAUUCCAAAAGCUCUUUGGGAUGCUGCGAUGUCGCGGCCGGCCCCGCGCUCGGGUUUUCCCUCCUAGACAAAAGUCUGCCGGCUCCCGGUCGCGCCGGGUCGGGGAUCCGGAAGGUGAAGGCCGCCAGGCCCCACCUGCGGGGCGCCCCUGCUGGACCUGGCCGUCGGGCGCCGUCAACCCGUUGAGCAGCGUGUUCCGGCUGGCACGUGGCCCGGGCGGGGCCCAGGAUUGGUUCAAGCCUACGGUGUUGGUCCCCGGAGAGUCUAGGGAGACAAGCAAUCCCCUGGAAUGGUGGGGGAAGCGAUGACAGCCCCUGGUCCUCAUCCGCAGCUCUGGGGGAAGUCGGGGGGUGGGGAGGGCGGGUGUUGCUCCCUGAGUGUUGGGGGAAGGGUAUGGGGAGAGGACCCUGAACUAGCCCCCAGGUUACCCAGGAGGAGCUGAGGCCCAGAGAGGUUCAGCGACUCGCCCAGGGUUGCACAGCGAGCACAGGCACCGACGUCGCCCUCCGAGGCCUGGGCUUCCAGCAGGGAGAGACCCGGACACCUGUCAUCGCUUCUCGGUGGAUCCCUGAAAUAUCAGACCUUCCAGCUGCCUCUCAUGUACUUGUCUGUUGGGGGCUUGUGUUGAUCAGGAGUGAAUUCACAGUCUACCAUGAAUUGGAAGGUUCUUGAGCACGUGCCCCUGCUGCUGUAUAUCUUGGCAGCAAAAACAUUAAUUCUCUGCCUGACAUUUGCUGGGGUGAAAAUGUAUCAAAGAAAAAGGUUGGAGGCAAAACAACAAAAACUGGAGGCUGAAAGGAAGAAGCAAUCAGAGAAAAAAGAUAACUGAAGAUUCUGCCAUGUAAAUGUCAGCUUGAGUGGACUCCAGCUGAGAAGAAAGAGAAGAAAGACUUAAUUAUUGAAUAAUUUGUCAGAGGAUAAACUCCCAACCUAGACCUUUCACUUAAAAUAGUGUGAAUUUGUAUAUGUUUUUAAAAGAACCAGUACUGGCCGGGUAUGCUGGCUUUUACCUGAAAUCCCAGCACUUUGGGAGGCCGAGGCGAGUGGAUCGCCUGAGAUCGGGAGUUUGAGACCAGCCUGGCCAACAUGGUAAAAUCCUGUCUCUACUAAAAAUAUAAAAAUUAGCCAGGUGUAGUGGCGCGCGUCUGUAAUCCCAGCUACUCGGGAGGCUGAGGCAGGAGAAUUGCUUGAAUCCGGGAGGUGGAGGUUGCAGUGAGCCUAGGUCGUGCCACUGCCCUCCAGCCUGGGUGACAGAGCGACUGCGUCUCCAAAAAAAAAAAGGUAAAAUUAAAAUUAAAAAAAAUAAUAAUAACCAGUAUUUUGUUUACUAAAAUAAAAUGCCUUUGUAAAAAAA
Molecule: messenger RNA, 1452 nt
Organism: Homo sapiens (human)
Lineage: Eukaryota; Metazoa; Chordata; Mammalia; Primates; Hominidae
Gene: SMIM11
Product: small integral membrane protein 11
Exons: 4
Coding region: 751-927 (58 amino acids)
Cellular component (GO): membrane
Source: RefSeq, marked validated